Messenger RNA from Momordica charantia (bitter melon), 1976 nucleotides. RefSeq names its product pentatricopeptide (PPR) repeat-containing protein / CBS domain-containing protein. NCBI's taxonomy places the organism in Eukaryota, Viridiplantae, Streptophyta, Magnoliopsida, Cucurbitales, Cucurbitaceae. The record is from RefSeq and is a predicted model, not a curated record. Gene Ontology annotation, molecular function: protein binding.
UUACCGCCAAUUUUACAUCCUGCCGUCAUCCACUCCUUGCUCUCGCUCUGCUCCCAUGGCUGAUGGUUAGCUUCUCUGCGUCUCUCAUCGGCACUCGUCACCACUGCCGGAGAAGAUGUUACGGAUCGCCUCAUUUCCCUCUCGACCAUUGGCAUUAAGUUCAUCCGACUCCCUGAAUGUAUUUUCUUGUCCAAUUCAUUCUCGUACGGCUUCCCGCCGGCGUCGGAAAGUAUCUCCUCGGAAUCCUAAUCUCAAGCGGCUGACCUCUCGUGUCGUGCGACUCACUCGCCGGAAGCAGCUUCACCAGGUAUUUGAGGAAAUUGAAAUUGCCAAGAGACGUUAUGGAAAGUUGAAUACAAUUGUUAUGAAUGCGGUCCUGGAAGCUUGCGUGCACUGCGGUGACAUUGAUUUAGCUCUGAGGACUUUUUAUGAAAUGUCAAAGCCAGAUAAUUGUGGCGUAGACAAUGUCAGUUAUGGCACACUAUUAAAGGGUUUGGGUGAAGGUCGAAAAGUCGAUGAAGCAUUUCAAUUGCUUGAAUCUGUGGAAGAAGGUACCGCUAUUGGAAGUCCAACAUUGUCAGCACCCCUUAUUUAUGGUCUUCUAAAUGCUUUAAUUGAAGCAGGAGACAUGCGCCGUGCCAAUGGUCUAAUUGCACGAUAUGGGUUCAUACUUCGUGAAGGAGGCAAUCUCUCUACUUCAGUUUACAACUUAUUGAUGAAGGGGUACAUAAGCUCAGGUGUUCCUCAGGCUGCUAUAGCUAUGUAUAGUGAGAUGCUAAAUCUCGGGUUACAACCUGAUAGGCUCACUUACAAUACGUUAAUCUCUGCAUGUGUGAAGAUUAACAAAUUGGACGCAGCAAUGCAUUUCUUUGAGGAAAUGAAGGAACGAGCUGACAAAUAUGACCAGGAAGAUAUUUUUCCUGAUGCUGUGACGUACACUACAUUACUUAAGGGGUUUGGGAUUUUGAGAGAUGCCCGUGUAGUUCACAUGAUUGUGCUGGAAAUGAAAUCUUGUCAUGAUUUUUUUAUUGAUCGAACAGCAUACACCGCAAUGAUUGAUUCUUUGGUUAAUUGUGGCUCAAUAAACGGUGCUCUUUCAUUAUUUGGGGAAUUAUUGAAGCUUUCUGGAUGGAAUUCAGACUUUCGGCCAAAGCCACAUCUUUAUCUCUCUCUUAUGAGGGUUCUUUCUAGUAGAGGCGAUUAUCGGAUGGUCAAAUGUUUGCAUAGACGCAUGUGGCUGGACUCUUCCGGAACUAUUUUUCCUGGAUUUCAAGAAGAAGCAGACCAUCUUCUCAUGGAGGCAGCUUUAAACGACAAUCAGAUUGACGUGGCAAUAGAGAAACUGUCAACAAUUAUUAAGAUAUGGAAGGGAAUCUCAUGGACAAGUCGAGGAGGCAGUGUUGCUCUUCGCAUAGAAGCAUUGCUAGGAUUCACCAAAUCAUUCUUCAGUCCUUGCAUAUUUCCUCGGGUAAAUCCUAGUGCACCUAUUGAGAGUGUUAUGAUGCCAUUUAAAGCAGUUGAGCCUUUAAAUGGCAGCAUGCAGUUGAAGGAAGUGGUGAUGCAUUUCUUUGACAAAUCAGUUGUGCCCAUCGUAGACGAAUGGGGCAGAUGCACUGGAUUAUUGCACCGUGAAGACUGUACUGAGUUGGAUGCUCCCCUUUGGAAGAUUAUGAGAAGCCCUCCUCCUAGUGUAACUACUACAACAUCCAUUGGACACGUCGCGAAUCUAAUUCUACAAAAGAGGUACAAAAUGGUUAUUGUUGUAAGACAUAGCAAGUUUAGUACAUAUGAUGGCUCGAGUUUGAGGGCUGUCGGCGUUUUUACUGCUGAGAAAUUGUAUGGGUUUGUUUCUCCCCUUCCCUUGCCACCCCAGCCAAACAACCCACGUAACAGGUGAAAAUAACACUCAAUUGAAUGUCAUAAGAGAUUUCUAACAUCUCACUAGUUCUAUCUUUGAUUUUAUAUCAUAGCAAAUA